CCUGCGAACGACGUAGCUCAGGAGUCGAGCGCUUUCACUUUUCCUUCUUUGGAGACACACAGGAGUCGGGCAUGAACGAAGAGCCUUACAUACUUGGACCAAUAAAACCGGUAAAAGCCACAUGGCAAGAGGAUCCACGUUUCCAAGACAGCAGUUCCGAGGGUGAUGAUGAGCCCGAGACAUCAGAAAUUGAAAAGGACCAAGAAAUGCAAGUUCCAUUUGUAUUUGUUGUCUCCUUGGUUGCAGUAGUUGGAUGCUGUGGGCAUAUUAAGAGCAGCACUCAGGAAACGGGAAACGGACAUUGCACACCUCUGAGCGGUGAAAGUCACCCUGGAAAACCUUUUGUGCUGCACAGAGUCAAAACUCCCAGCAGCCCAUUUGGUGUGAAGUUGAAUAUGAAAAGAGAGAAGUGGAGCACAAGAAAUUAACUGGGUCGUUUUGGUUUGACCACAACCAAACGGAGUUUGGCCAAAAGCCAAAGACACAGUCAGUUUUCUUUUAAAAAGCGGGGGUUUUGAUAGAAGGCUGUAUUUAGUUACUGCGAAGUAAAGCUCUUCAAGGUUGACCAUUUCUCUGAAGCGCUACAGCUUUAACUCGCGUUCAUGGAAUUUGAUAGUGCCUUUUAGGAUGCUAAAAUCCCUUUGUACUUGUCUAGGUUUCUUUCUUUACCCCACACGGAAAGUGCUAGAGUUUUCUUCUUCUCCAAAGAUGAUGAACGCCCAAGAGGUACAACAGAACUUAUUCACCCCUUUUGUAUUUUUUUCCUUUUAAACUCUUACUGAAAUUCAGUGAGGAAAAAAUGCCGCCCGCUUACGAAUGUUUUGUAGUCAACAUUUGCCAUCCUUACUCGGGGUCUAGGCUGUGGUAGAAGCCCGCGAGGAAGUCCUGGCAAAAUAAAGGCUGAGCAGCUGUCUGGCUUUCUUUUCUUCCAGAUAAUUGCUUAAUAAGUGUCUGGACUUCUGGAGCUUACCAAAACAAUAGUCACUGGACAAGUUGCCUAGACAUUUCGGACCCUCCU
Molecule: messenger RNA, 1018 nt
Organism: Corvus hawaiiensis (hawaiian crow)
Lineage: Eukaryota; Metazoa; Chordata; Aves; Passeriformes; Corvidae
Product: nucleolar protein 8-like
Exons: 2
Coding region: 72-428 (118 amino acids)
Molecular function (GO): RNA binding
Source: RefSeq, a predicted model, not a curated record